AUGCAUGUGGUCAUGUACAUUGCACAUAUGCCACAUGCCCGCGUCGGGUGUACCGCUGGCUCGGAUGAAGAUCGAGUGUGGAUGCGUACACUGGAGCGUGGGCAACUGGACAAUUGGACAAGUCAUGGCAUAGAAUCACGCCCAGUGACAUCCCAUUCGGAGGUCUCCAGCUGCAUGCCGUUGUUGUAUUGUCAGUCAGGAUCGAGUCCAGACGACACCGGCUUCGAGAAUCGCAUUGAGACACGAGAAGAACCCAUCAAUGACCUCGGGGACAGGGGAUGGCUAUGGAAUAUUGACUCUACUGCAGCAGUGAGCGCCUGCUACCGUGAAUGUGCAGGUCAUCUCGACCUGGUGGGGGAGCACCCUUUCACCGGUUCCACUUAUGCCCCGGGACCCGAUACAAAUCGUCCGCAUGCAAUCUAG
Messenger RNA from Penicillium oxalicum, 423 nucleotides. RefSeq lists its product as uncharacterized. The transcript has a single exon. The coding region runs from base 1 to 423 and encodes 140 amino acids. Lineage: Eukaryota; Fungi; Ascomycota; Eurotiomycetes; Eurotiales; Aspergillaceae. The record is from RefSeq and is a predicted model, not a curated record.